GAUCCAACUCUCAGCCUUCCAGCUGGACCCUGCUGCUGCUCUGCUCACUGUGUGGGGUUUAAACCAGGACAUAAACACACCUGACAGCUGAGAGUUCUCCUUGGCUGCUGUUUAACCACAACUCUAAUAAAACCAUGAGGAUCUUCCUCUUGCUUUGCCUGCUGGCGCUAGGCAAUGCCAAACCCUACCAACCAAUCAAUGUAAUGGACUACCUGAAAAACUAUGACACAAAAAUCCAUGAAAUCAUGAUGUCGGAUUCAAAUGAUGAUGACGAUGAUGACGACGAUGAUGAUGAUGACGACGAUUACAAUGACGAGGACUGUCCAGCUCAUUGCCAUUGCUCACCCAGAGUGGUGCAGUGCUCUGACCAGGGUCUGAUAUCUGUUCCUGAUAAGAUUCCAGAAGACACAGUGAUGAUUGAUCUCCAAAACAAUGAUAUCACUGAAAUCCAGCAGGAUGACUUUAAAGACCUCAACAAGCUUUAUGGCCUGUUUCUGAUCAACAACAAGAUCUCUAAGAUUCAUCCAAAGGCCUUCAAAAACAUGGACAAUCUCAGACUGCUGUAUCUGUCCUACAACCAGCUGAUUGAGAUCCCUGCAAAUUUGCCUCCCAAUGUCAUUGAACUUCGCUUUCAUGAAAACCAGAUCGACAGAAUUCAGAAGGAUGCAUUUAAGGGCUUGAGGAAACUUCAUGUGUUGGAGCUGGGGGCCAACCCUCUGACCAACAGUGGAAUUGAGAUAGGAGCUUUUAAUGGCCUGUCGACUCUGUAUAUCGGUAUAGCGGAAGCCAAACUAACUUCCAUACCAAAAGAUUUCCCAUCCUCCAUUACAGAACUGAGUCUGGACUACAACAAGAUCUCUAAGGUGGAAAUAGAAGACUUCAUCAGAUAUAAAAACUUGCAGAGGCUAGGACUAGCUUUUAACCAGAUCAAGUAUGUAGAAAAUGGCAGCCUUGCCAACACCCCGAAAAUCCGUGAGAUCUACCUGGACAACAACCGUAUGAGAAAGGUCCCGCCUGGCCUUAGUUCCCUGCGCUACCUACAGGUAAUUUUCCUCCAUGGCAACAAAAUCAGCAGUGUGGGAAUCAACGACUUCUGUCCCAUCAGGGACGACAGCAAGAAGAACCUGUACACUGGCAUCAGUCUCUUUGCCAACCCUGUUAAAUACUGGGCCAUACAGCCGGCAACCUUUCGCUGCGUGACCGGACGGAGGGGUGUACAGCUUGGAAACUUCAGAAAGUAGUGUGGAGGGAAAUGAUAAAAUAAGGACAUAGCUGGAAAUAAUUCUGAUAGGCUAAAAACAGAUUAAACUCUCCUAUUAAAGGGUUAACCGUUAAAAAACAAACAAACUAGAAAGAUGUAUAUUUGAACCUGUAGCACACAGGGAAUGAAAGUACCAUUUACACCCUGAUGAAGAUGAAAAUGAUAACAUAAGUUAUAACACUAGGAAAUGUUUUUAGCAGCUACAAACAUCAUGAAAUAGAAGGAUGUCACAGAAUGAACAGCAUUACAAUCAAAUCUUAAAACAAGCGCCCUGCUCACCUUUGUAAGGUGCAUGAUAGGAUGUUUAGCUUUUGCCUUAUAGCUUUUAUUCUGUACACUUUCUUAGGAAUAAAGCGCCUCCCUCUGGUCACUUUUUGAGCAAAAUCACCCAAUGAUACGAGUGGUAUUACAUGCUGUACAUGUAUUGUUUAAAGAAAGGAGAUUCUUUUUUUCUUAUUAUUUUCUUUCUAAUUUUAAAACCGUAAGCAUUGUUUAAUGAGAUGUAGAGUAGAAAAGUGUUUAAGUCUUUGUAAUACUUACAAAAACUUUAUUUGUAUUAUGAAGAAGCCUUUUUUUUUCAAAUUAGAUGUUGUAAUUAUCGUAGAAGAGUCACUAGAGGCCACUAACAGGAGCUGAACAGCUACACCUAUACUGAAAUAUCUUUUUCUUCCAGCAGAAGUCUGUACGGUCAGUGGUGUUGGCAUUAUGAAGUGCACUUUGCACACAGUGAUGAAGUGUCACUUUGAAGCCCCAUGUCUGUGGAUAUUUUACAUUAUCUCAAUGCAUGUUUGUUAUGUUUUUAUUUAGAAGCUGACAGCCUAAUGUCAGACUGGAUUAUACAUUGGCCUUGAGGCAAAUACGUCCUCUGCAGGACUGGGGAUAUACUGAUUACCUGUAACUAAUGUAUAAAUUUACCCCUGUUUAAGAGAACUAUAGCAUCCAUGUGAACUACAGUUAAUUUUAAAAUAAUAAGAUAGGAGGAUUCAUAAUCUGGAUAUCUGAGAACAUCUCAUGGUCAACCAUGUCCCUGUUUCUUCCAAUGGUCUCUGAUCUGAAAUGGUGCUAUAUUUAUUGAGGAUGUCGCUAAAUAAAACUGGAACA
Messenger RNA from Pundamilia nyererei, 2362 nucleotides. RefSeq names its product asporin (LRR class 1) (gene aspn). Gene Ontology annotation, molecular function: protein binding. The transcript has 8 exons. The record is from RefSeq and is a predicted model, not a curated record. The coding region runs from base 135 to 1241 and encodes 368 amino acids. NCBI's taxonomy places the organism in Eukaryota, Metazoa, Chordata, Actinopteri, Cichliformes, Cichlidae.